UUUUGCCUUGCAAAUUUUUCUUCAAAACACCAACCAAACCCGAAAAUGUCACUCCAUUUCUCUCAAAGGUUUCGUUUUUCUUAAGUUUAACCCCUAAAGGCCGAAACACCAAACAACAACUUUUUUUCCACAUUUUUUGUGGAAGAAAAAGAUUUUUUUUUGCAGGGCAGAAUUAGAGGAAAGGAAAAGCUGAGACAUGAAUGAGUUUAGUAGUUACAGUUGUGUGUUAUUGUUAGUGGUUUUGGGGUUUAGCGCGGGAAGUUGUUAUGGGUUUCAAACUUUCGGGUUUGAUAUGCAUCAUAGGUAUUCGGAUCCGGUUAAGGAAAUACUGCCCGUUAAUGAGUUGCCGGUGAAAGGAAGUCCGGAGUAUUAUAGUGCUAUGGUCCACCGUGAUAAAAUAAUUAAGGGCCGUCGAUUGGCAACGGCUAAUGAUCAGACGCCUGUUACGUUUUUCGGUGGGAACGAGACUUAUCAAUUGGAUUUCUUGGGAUUCUUACAUUACGCCAAUGUAUCAGUAGGGACGCCAGCUUUGUCAUUUUUGGUGGCAUUAGACACCGGCAGCGAUCUCUUCUGGUUGCCAUGCGAUUGUACCAGUUGUGUGAAAGGCAUAAGGAUUGCCGAUAAUCAGUUAUUAGAAUUUAAUAUCUAUAGCCCUAAUACGUCAACUACAAGUUCCAAGGUUUCCUGUAACAGCGCCAUGUGUAAACAACAAAACAAAUGUUCUUCACCUCAAAGUGAUUGUCCUUAUCAAGUUCUCUAUCUGUCCAAUGGCACCUCAUCUACUGGGAUCUUGGUCGAGGAUGUCUUGCACUUAACUACAGAUGAUGUUAAAACCAAAGCUAUUGAAGCCAACAUUACUUUCGGUUGUGGGCAGAUUCAGACUGGAUUUGAUGGUGCAGCUCCUAAUGGUCUUUUUGGGCUUGGUAUGGAUAACAUAUCUGUUCCUAGCAUAUUAGCAAAAAAAAAUAUUGCUUCGAAUUCUUUUUCUAUGUGUUUUGGAAAUGAUGGGGUUGGAAGAAUCACUUUUGGUGAUAGUGGCAGCUCAGAUCAAGGAGAAACACCAUUUAAUCUCAGGCAAUCACACCCCACUUACAAUGUCAGUAUCACUCAAAUAAACGUGGGAGGAAACGCUGAGAAUCUUGAUUUCAAUGCAAUUUUUGACUCCGGUACCUCAUUUACCUAUUUGAAUGACCCAGCAUAUACACUUAUUUCUGAGAGCUUCAACAACUUAGCCAUAGAGAAGCGGCAUAUGUCUAAUUCUUCCGACCUUCCCUUUGAAUACUGUUAUGACCUAAGUGCAAAUCAAACCAGCUUUCAGUUCCCUGUAGUGAAUCUGACAAUGAAAGGUGGAGAUCCAUUUUUUGUUACGGAACCAAUAGUGGUGGUUUCCUCACGGCGUGGGAAUGUAUAUUGUUUGGCUGUUGUGAAAAGUGACAAUGUGAAUAUCAUUGGACAAAAUUUCAUGACUGGUUACCGUAUAGUCUUUGAUCGUGAGAAGAUGGUACUGGGAUGGAAAGCAUCCAACUGUUAUGAUAUUGAGACUUCCAACACUUUACCAGUGGAGCCACCAAUGGCGGUCCCUCCAGCUACUGCUGUGGAUCCUGAAGCCACAGCAGGGAACGGUCAAAAUUCUGACUUUCCAGGGGGAUCGCCACCCUUGUCAAACCAAUCACCUCGGAUGAAAACUUUGUCGUUUGCACUCACAAUUGCUGUCAUUCCAUUUUUUGCCUUAAUUUAAUCAUUCUUUACUUCAGAGCUCCCCCAUCCCAACUCUGUACCGUAGGGCUUGUUUUGGAUACACAGGAGGAGAGCAUUUUUAGCUUCCUUAUUUUCUUUUUUCUCUAGUGGCAUAAUUACACGGUGUUGUAAAUAUGUUCCGAUUUACAAGAGACAUUGAUUAUAGCAUUUCUUACAUUUCUAAGUUAUAAAAUUUGGAGUUGCGUACCCUUUCAAAAA
Durio zibethinus is the source of this 1956-nucleotide messenger RNA. RefSeq names its product aspartyl protease family protein 1-like. Gene Ontology annotation, molecular function: aspartic-type endopeptidase activity. Gene Ontology annotation, biological process: proteolysis. The record is from RefSeq and is a predicted model, not a curated record. Lineage: Eukaryota; Viridiplantae; Streptophyta; Magnoliopsida; Malvales; Malvaceae.